AUGUCCUGUCUACUCUGUCGGUCGACCAAGAUGUUUAUGAAGGAUGAUGAAGAGAAAUGCUUGCGUGUGGUUCAAAUCACGGUAGUUCAUGGUGUGAGUAAAUUGAAUGAAAGAUCAACGGUGCAGGAGGGUGAUACGUGGAGAGAUGUGGGGCCAGUGGGUGUUAGGAGGACGUGUAGUUGUACUGCUUGGGAGAGCAUGCGGUGUUGCAAAGGAGUAAGAGUUUUUGAUAAUGCAUGCAUCACUGGAAUGGUUCUAGAGGUGGUGGAUUUGGGGUUUCGACUGAUUUUGACUGAUGGUGAACUAGGGGUUGCGUGUCCUGCUCGGAGUCCCGCCCGUUCAUGUCAUGGGAUGGGUCAUGUAUUCCUGGUCACUAACUUGGAGAAUUCAAGGUUUACGAACUCAAUGCCAAGGAUGGUGGAAGUGCAGUGCAGCUAA
This is a messenger RNA of Ilex paraguariensis (yerba mate), 438 nucleotides long. NCBI's taxonomy places the organism in Eukaryota, Viridiplantae, Streptophyta, Magnoliopsida, Aquifoliales, Aquifoliaceae. The record is from the annotation of a GenBank genome assembly.